GCUCUUCUGUCUGGGUGCUCUGCGGGGGGGUUAGCUUCUAUAUUACACUGUGAUGAGUUUCGGAAUUUAUUUCCAAGUAGUACAAAAGUGAAGUGCCUGGGUGAUGCUGGAUUAUUCUUGGAUGCGGUUGAUGUAUCUGGUAAACGCUCCCUUAGGACUUUGUUUGAAGGUGUGGUUAGUUUGCAGGGGGUGCAAAAAAACCUGCCACACACUUGUACUAAUCACCUCGAUCCAACUUCGUGCUUCUUUCCCGAGAACUCAAUUGCAGCGAUCAAAACUCCUAUGUUUCUUCUCAAUGCAGCCUAUGAUUCAUGGCAGGUCCAGGCCAGCCUAGCUCCCCCGUCAGCUGAUCCUUAUGGCGUCUGGCAUGACUGUAAAAUGAACCAUGCUCGUUGUUCAGCCUCACAGAUCCAAUUUCUUCAAGGCUUCAGGAAUCAUAUGCUGAAUUCAAUAAGAGCCUUCUCAAUAUAA
Messenger RNA from Ilex paraguariensis (yerba mate), 471 nucleotides. The record is from the annotation of a GenBank genome assembly. NCBI's taxonomy places the organism in Eukaryota, Viridiplantae, Streptophyta, Magnoliopsida, Aquifoliales, Aquifoliaceae.